GACUCCGGACUCGCUGACCAGAGGAGCUUCAUUUUGGAUCCCCCACCACUGCUUCUAUCUGUCAACCACUCGUCUCCAUCUUCCUACCUUUCUACUUUCCCCCUCCAGAGCUCGUGGAGGUAACCAGACGUCUCCAUGGCUGACCGUUAUUCGUUCUCCCUGACCACCUUCUCCCCCAGUGGAAAGCUGGUUCAGAUUGAAUAUGCCUUGAACGCCGUCAACUCGGGUGUGACUGCCCUUGGAAUCAAAGCCACAAAUGGAAUCGUCCUUGCUACGGAAAAGAAGUCGUCUUCGCCCCUCAUCGACCCCCCCUCCCUCUCCAAGAUCUCGUUAAUCACCCCCGACAUUGGUAUGGUCUACGCCGGUAUGGGUCCUGACUACCGCGUGCUGGUCGACAAGGCCCGCAAGGUGUCUCACACCGGCUACAAGCGCAUCUACAACGAAUACCCCCCGACCCGGAUCCUGGUGCAGGACGUGGCCCGUGUCGUGCAAGAGGCGACGCAGUCCGGUGGUGUCCGACCGUACGGUGUCAGUUUGCUGAUCGCCGGCUGGGACGAGGGUGUCGAGCCCGAGUCGGAACAAGCGGCGAAGGGAGAGGAUGAGGACCCGGAGUCCCGCAAGGCCACGGGCAAGACGGGCGGUAUCCUGAAGGGUGGCCCCAGCUUGUACCAGGUCGACCCCAGUGGCAGUUAUUACCCAUGGAAGGCCACGGCCAUCGGCAAGCACGCCACGAGUGCGAAGACCUUCCUUGAGAAGCGUUACACCGAGGGUCUUGAGCUGGAAGAUGCCAUUCACAUCGCCCUUCUGACGCUAAAGGAGACCAUCGAGGGCGAGAUGAACGGGGACACGAUAGAGCUUGGCAUUGUUGGCCCUCCCGCCGACCACCUGCUUGGCUACGAGGGCGUCGAGGAGUCCCGGGGACCCCGAUUCAGGAAGCUGACCAAGGAGGAGAUCGAGGACUACCUGACCAACCUAUGAUUGAUACACGCUUGGACCUUUGUUAUUCAACGAACCUUCUAGUUUAAUAGACAUCUGUCGAGUCUGCGAGGUUCUCGGGCACCAUACAAUUAGCACAUGGACCGUACUCGGUCUGCGACGACAAGACCUUUGGGGUCUGCAAUUGAUGAGAUAGUCGGGCGUUCUGCUCAUUAAUGCUUGCGAUAAAAGAAAGAAAUAUCAUAUGGGAAUGUAUGCGUUUUAUC
This is a messenger RNA of Aspergillus steynii IBT 23096, 1202 nucleotides long. It is a transcript of the gene pre8, whose product is annotated as proteasome core particle subunit alpha 2. Gene Ontology annotation, biological process: ubiquitin-dependent protein catabolic process. Gene Ontology annotation, cellular component: proteasome core complex, alpha-subunit complex; proteasome core complex. The transcript has 5 exons. Bases 136 to 978 code for a protein of 280 amino acids. NCBI's taxonomy places the organism in Eukaryota, Fungi, Ascomycota, Eurotiomycetes, Eurotiales, Aspergillaceae. The record is from RefSeq and is a predicted model, not a curated record.